Molecule: messenger RNA, 1447 nt
Organism: Momordica charantia (bitter melon)
Lineage: Eukaryota; Viridiplantae; Streptophyta; Magnoliopsida; Cucurbitales; Cucurbitaceae
Product: ARM repeat superfamily protein
Biological process (GO): peptidyl-hypusine biosynthetic process
Molecular function (GO): deoxyhypusine monooxygenase activity
Source: RefSeq, a predicted model, not a curated record
CCUCCUCCAGAACACGCCCCCAUUUCCAUUUUGCACCUCACUACCAAGCUCUACUCUCUCAUGGGCUCCGUCGACGGCAAUGGUUGCUCAUCGGAGAUGGAGAAGUUCCUCUGCGAUCGCUUGAAUGACCCGACUCAGCCCAUUGCGGAGCGCUUCCGAGCCCUCUUCUCCCUCCGAAACCUCAAAGGCCCCGCCCCUCGCGAUGCCCUAAUUCUUGCGACUAGAGAUUCUUCAAAUUUGUUGGCUCAUGAGGCUGCAUUUGCAUUGGGUCAAAUGCAAGAUACAGAUUCCAUCCCAGCUUUGGUGUCUGUUCUUAAUGAUCUUUCUUUGCACCCCAUUGUUCGGCACGAGGCAGCAGAAGCUCUAGGGGCUAUUGGCUUAGAGAGUAACAUUCCUCUUUUAAAAAAGAGCUUGGCUUUAGAUCCUGCUCAAGAGGUUAAAGAGACAUGUGAAUUGGCUCUUAAGCGAAUUGAGCAAUUGAAAGAUUCUGGUAAUGAAGGUGAAUCAUCCACAAUUGAAAAGUCACCGUUUAUGUCUGUCGAUCCAGCCGCACCGGCUUCUUCUAAUGCUUCUGUACAUCAACUGAGGGAGAUUCUUCUCGAUGAUGAUAAGGGCAUGUAUGAGCGGUAUGCAGCUCUUUUUGCUCUACGGAAUAAUGGCAAUGAUGAAGCUUUAACUGCAAUUAUCGACUCUUUAAGCUCAACAAGUGCUCUGCUAAAGCAUGAGGUUGCUUAUGUAUUGGGCCAAUUGCAAGACAAAGCAGCUUCUUAUGCCCUUUCUGAUAUACUUGAGAAUGUUAAUGAGCACCCAAUGGUUAGACAUGAGGCUGCAGAAGCUCUUGGUUCCAUUGCUGAUGAAAGAAGCAUAGCACUUCUCAAGAAGUUUGCGAAGGAUCCCGAGCCUAUCGUCUCACAGAGUUGUGAGGUUGCCCUAAGUAUGUUGGAAUAUGAAAGGUUGGGAAGAUCAUUUGAGUUCCUGUUUAUGCAAUCUCCCCAAGUGCAAUAAGUUGCAACAAACAGCAGAUAGCAUCAAUUGCCAAGCUUGUGUUGAGACUCAUGCUUGGAUCUAGACUUAGUGAGGAUGCUGGUUGGUCUGUGAAUUGGACAAAUUGAGUCGUUUGGCUAAAAGGUCCACGAUGAGACGCAAUGCUAACUGUGGGAGGGGAGAGCAAAAGGAGUGAGAUCACAUGGUGGAGUUUCAUGGAGCAGAUUGCGGGAGGCAAUCUCAUCUCCAAGACGCUGAUUAGAGUGGGUGGUCUAGGUGAAAUGGAAGGAUCGGGUGGGGUGGCAGAGUUUGAAUGGUGAUCAGCUUUACCUGUGCUCUUGCCCUACGAGAUGAAUCACAUAUUAGACUAUGUAAAAAAUUGCAUAAUAUCAAAUCAUGUUGAGAUGUUACCUUGCACUAUAGUUGUAACUAGAACUUUAUCUAAUUCAACUUUGACUUUAUC